This is a messenger RNA of Callorhinchus milii (elephant shark), 2940 nucleotides long. RefSeq names its product ribosomal RNA processing 36 (gene rrp36). Lineage: Eukaryota; Metazoa; Chordata; Chondrichthyes; Chimaeriformes; Callorhinchidae. Gene Ontology annotation, biological process: maturation of SSU-rRNA from tricistronic rRNA transcript (SSU-rRNA, 5.8S rRNA, LSU-rRNA). Gene Ontology annotation, cellular component: 90S preribosome; nucleolus. The coding region runs from base 54 to 2900 and encodes 948 amino acids. The record is from RefSeq and is a predicted model, not a curated record. The transcript is spliced from 13 exons.
UGGAAGGUGAGGCCUAUUGUCGAGGCUGCGGCCGCGGCCUCGUGUGCUGGAGUAUGCCUGAAGAUCAGAAGAUGAGAGUGAGGAGGACACCGCCCCUGCCUCGUGGGGAGCCUGAAGAGAUUCCAUUCCCUGAACCCAAAGCUCACUGCAAAGCAUCUGAGUGGGCAGAGAGAUCCGAGGAGCUCAACCCCGAGGGUGAAACAGAGACCGAUAGCGAGGAGGAGGACGAGAAAGAUGAGACGAUGGGUAUCGAGUCUGAGGACUCUGACUCUUCAGAGGAGGAGGAGGACCUGAUGGAAGAUUCUAUUAAGACAGAGUUUUCCACGCUGUCGUUCACAGAGCUCCAGCAGCUGCAGAAUCGGGUGGGAAUGAAGGCGUUCAACCAGAUGCUGUACAGAGCACCGUCAGCCACCCAGCGCACAUCAUCGCCGGGGAAGGCAGCCACCCAGAGCACAUCAGCGCCGGGGAAGGCAGCCACCCAGAGCACAUCAGGACUGGGGAAGGCAGCCACCCAGAGCACAUCAGCGCCGGGGAAGGCAGCCACCCAGAGCACAUCAGCGCCGGGGAAGGCAGUCACCCAGAGCACAUCAGCGCCGGGGAAGGCAGCCACCCAGAGCACAUCAGCGCCGGGGAAGGCAGCCACCCAGAGCACAUCAGGACUGGGGAAGGCAGCCACCCAGAGCACAUCAGCGCCGGGGAAGGCAGCCACCCAGAGCACAUCAGCGCCGGGGAAGGCAGCCACCCAGAGCAUGUCAGCACCGGGGAAGGCAGCCACCCAGAGCAUGUCAGCACCGGGGAAGGCAGCCACCCAGAGCACAUCAGCGCCGGGGAAGGCAGCCACCCAGAGCACAUCAGCGCCGGGGAAGGCAGCUACCCAGAGCACAUCAGGACUGGGGAAGGCAGCCACCCAGAGCACAGCAGGACUGGGGAAGGCAGCUCCGAAACGCACCAACAAGAAUAGCUGGAGUAUGCCUGAAGAUCAGAAGAUGAGAGUGAGGAGGACACCGCCCCUGCCUCGUGGGGAGCCUGAAGAGAUUCCAUUCCCUGAACCCAAAGCUCACUGCAAAGCAUCUGAGUGGGCAGAGAGAUCCGAGGAGCUCAACCCCGAGGGUGAAAUAGAGACCGAUAGCGAGGAGGAGGACGAGGAAGAUGAGACGAUGGGUAUCGGGUCUGAGGACUCUGACUCUUCAGAGGAUGAGGAGGACCUGAUGAAAGAUUCUAUUAAGACAGAGUUUUCCACGCUGUCGUUCACAGAGCUCCAGCAGCUGCAGAAUCGGGUGGGAAUGAAGGCGUUCAACCAGAUGCUGUACAGAGCACCGUCAGCCACCCAGCGCACAUCAGCGCCGGGGAAGGCAGCCACCCAGAGCACAUCAGCGCCGGGGAAGGCAGCCACCCAGAGCACAUCAGGACUGGGGAAGGCAGCCACCCAGAGCACAUCAGCGCCGGGGAAGGCAGCCACCCAGAGCAUGUCAGCACCGGGGAAGGCAGCCACCCAGAGCACAUCAGGACUGGGGAAGGCAGCCACCCAGAGCACAUCAGCGCCGGGGAAGGCAGCCACCCAGAGCACAUCAGCGCCGGGGAAGGCAGUCACCCAGAGCACAUCAGCGCCGGGGAAGGCAGCCACCCAGAGCACAUCAGCGCCGGGGAAGGCAGCUACCCAGAGCACAUCAGCGCCGGGGAAGGCAGCCACCCAGAGCAUGUCAGCACCGGGGAAGGCAGCUACCCAGAGCACAUCAGGUCUGGGGAAGGCAGCCACCCAGAGCACAUCAGCGCCGGGGAAGGCAGCCACCCAGAGCACAUCAGCGCCGGGGAAGGCAGCCACCCAGAGCACAUCAGGACUGGGGAAGGCAGCUCCGAAUCGCACCAACAAGAAUAGCUGGAGUAUGCCUGAAGAUCAGAAGAUGAGAGUGAGGAGGACACCGCCCCUGCCUCGUGGGGAGCCUGAAGAGAUUCCAUUCCCUGAACCCAAAGCUCACUGCAAAGCAUCUGAGUGGGCAGAGAGAUCCGAGGAGCUCAACCCCGAGGGUGAAAUAGAGACCGAUAGCGAGGAGGAGGACGAGGAAGAUGAGACGAUGGGUAUCGGGUCUGAGGACUCUGACUCUUCAGAGGAUGAGGAGGACCUGAUGAAAGAUUCUAUUAAGACAGAGCUUUCCACACUGUCGUUCACAGAGCUCCAGCAGCUGCAGAAUCGGGUGGGAAUGAAGGCGUUCAACCAGAUGCUGUACAGAGCACCGUCAGCCACCCAGAGCACAUCAGCGCCGGGGAAGGCAGCCACCCAGAGCACAUCAGCGCCGGGGAAGGCAGCCACCCAGAGCAUGUCAGCACCGGGGAAGGCAGCCACCCAGAGCACAUCAGGACUGGGGAAGGCAGCUCCGAAACGCACCAACAAGAAUAGGCCUCUGGAGAUGUCUGCCAAGCAGCGAGUGCCCUUCCUCAGGAAAGUGGUUCCUGUCAAGAAGCAGAGAGCCAGAGAUCCUCGAUUCGAUGACCUGUCUGGAGAAUACAAGCCUUCGAUCUUUGAAAAGACCUAUGCUUUCCUGGACGAUAUGAAGAAGGAGGAGAAGGAGAUGGUGAAGAAGCAAUUGAAUAAAGUGCAGGAUCCAAACAGGAAGCAGGAGCUGGAGCAACUUUUACAGAGAAUGAACAACCAGGAGGAUGCCCAGAGCAGCAGACGGCGAGAGCGGGAGCGACACCUGCAGUUUAAGAGACAGCAACGUGAGCGGGUCCGGCAGGGCAGCAAACCCUUCCACCUGACCAAAUCCGCCCAGCGGGAGAUGGAGUUGGCAGAGAAAUACCGGGAGCUGAAGCGGAGCGGCAAGCUGGAGUCCUUCCUCGGGAAGAAGCGCAAGAGGAACGCCGUCAAGGACCGUCGCAGAAUGCCCACGAAGCAACCCGCGUAACAGCAACCAGCAGGCACUGGCAGUACACGAGCCGUGAUGU